GUCACGAGCCCACCCCUCCCUCCCAUUAUCCCCACUGCAUAACCGCGCCUUCCACGCCUUGACAUUUCCAUCGAAGCCACGCCCCCCCAUCGCCGCGACGUCCCGCCCACCGCCGCGAAGUCCCGCCCUCCGCAGGCGUUGCCCCGGUCACUGCGUCAUUGUGUCGGUGUCGCGCUUGGUCGCUCGGUGACAGGAGCAGGACGGAGAGACGCACGUAUAUAUUCAUCUAUCUUUUAUCGCUUUCUCUGCCCCGUGCACCCCAUCACCCUGUUUAUCAUAGCUAGCGGCACGUGUGCGCCAUAUUCGUACAUACCCGCCCAGGGCUAUGUAUUAAACCUCGCACUGUACCGCACUGAGAGCCAGAGGACAAUAUCCAGGCAAAAAUAGCCGAUUCGGAAACAUUCUCCCGCUCUCACAUAGCCUCAGAUUGAUUAUUUUAGCCUGAAUCCAUCCAUUGGGGUUCCAAUUCUCUGUAAUUCGGAGGAUUAUUAUCAUUAUUAUUAUUAUUAUUGGUAAUUAUAUAGCGCCAACAUAUUCCGUAGCGCUUUACGAUAUUAUGAAAGGGGGGGGGGAUUUAACAUUAAAUUAGACCAUUACAAAAUGUUACAGAACAAUGGGUUGAUGGGGACCCUGCUCAAAACAGCUGUACUGAUAUAGCUCUAUUCUUUAUUAUUCACAUUAAAUAGUGUCUGAAUGCAUGCGAAGAUAAUCAUAUUGUAUAGAAAUAGAGUACACCCUGUGUAAUUUUAUUUAUAUAUAUAUUUAUAUCUUUGUGUCUGAUUAAUGUAUUCCUGCACCUGUACACACCCUUUUAUGAUAUAUAUUUAGAGUUGCAAUUUAGCUGUCUAACACACAGGCAUUUUUAUUUAGCUGGUGGAAAUGAUUCACCAUUAAUCCUUAUCACCUAUUUUUUUUUUAUUUAUAUAUAUAUAUAUAAAUCUUUGUAUUGAAAGCAUUACAGUUGUUGAAACAAAAGGUAAAUGGUCGUGGAUCCGUGUUUUAAUCAGAUUUCAGGAUGUUAUUUAUUUAGAUAGAGGUUUGAUUUUCAUAUAUUUUGGGCUGUUUAUAUUUUAAUAAAGGGAUGCUUAUUCUAAUACAUGUGGCUCUUUCUUAUUCAGUAUCUUCUGAAAAUAACGCACUGUUAAUUCAGUAAGUGCUAGGGCUUAUUCAUGAUUCUAUUGAUCUCAGUCUGUAGCUGUAUGAUGAAAUCUGCAAUCGGAACUCAAAUCCACUCAGUAUUUGCUAUCCAAAUGCUGACUCUUAAUAGUAAUCCUUCCAAGGUGAUGCUUUUCUUUUACAUUACAAUCUUUUUCUGCUAAAUAGUCUCGAAUGACAUUGAGCUCUUUUAUCGUUAUUUAUGACUAAUGAUCGCUUCAUUUAGAAUUGUAGAUUAGAAACUGUAGAUAUAUUUAUUCAUCCAUCUGGUGAGUUUGACAUUUUCAGCAAUGCACAAAUAUAUGUCUCUGCAUAGCCCCACCAAUAUGUAUAUGUAUUUUGUUGUCUAUAUACAGUGAUUAACAGCAAAAUGGCAGACACCACCGGAUUUCAGUCUUCUCACAUAUCUUCAUCUGUUGGGGAGAAGGGAGGCAACUGUGCAGGUAAAUCUAUAUGCACUAUCUAUAUAAAGGAAGCCCAAAUAAUUACAUACCUGUAUAAAUCAAAUUUGAUGCAUUGUUUAGUCUGUUAAACUUGUAUUAUGUAUGUUAAAUAUCAGAGUACAUUGAGUAUAUUUUAUAGUUUUAAUGUAACAAAAUAUUUUGGGUUCUGGUUUUGUACAUUUAAGUUUUCCCCAAAUUGCUGAAUUUUAUGAGCAGGUAAUAUCGACCUGUGUGAGGAAAUCAGUUACGAUAUCACUGUUAAAUGAUUAGAAAACCAUGCUGGUAAGACAUCAGUUGAUUCCUGUUUAGCUUAUGCAGCAUUAUUGAAAAUGAGCAAUCUAAAGACUGGUUUGAGUUGCACAUUCUGAAUUGCUAAAUACAUUCUUUUGUGUGCAAGCAAUCACAAUGAAAAUAUUUGUGAGAAUGCAAAAAGCCAAAACUGGAUCGGUCUGUGUCAAUAGCUUACUCAGUUUAAUAGGCCUAGUUUAAAUAAACAUCAAUCAUUAAGCGACACGAUGUCUAGGGAUAGAUUGUCAGAUUCAAGACACUUUGACAUGCUCUGACUCUAAGAAUAUUAUACAGCCUACAGUACAUAUGAGUUUGAGAGGCUUUAUUUUAUUACAUUAUUUUAUAUUUAAUACUUUGAUUUGUGUUAUACAGUGCAGUUUACCAGUUUAUAAGAUCUUAAAGAUCUUUCUUUAGGCUAUGCAUUGUAUUAGCUGGGGAUGGACAAAAGUUAGAUCCUCAGAUGUUACAGAACGACAUCUCUACUCCCUGGCCGUAUUUUAAAAUUCUCAGGUUUUGGGGGUUUUUCUAAGAAAACAUCUACUUAAGUAUUUUAUCAUCAAAGCAAGAAUUUUAUCUCGCUUCAGGACUCUCUGCUUGUUUUUAAAAAUGAUUCUGUUUGUCUAGGUUAUUUCAAGAUAGCUUUGACGUGUCUUUCAGGAGCACAUGGGAUUAGGGAGUGUAGAAUGUUUCUCAUUCAUUCAUACAUUGGGUGUUGGUAUAUAUUAUGUAGGUUGCAGGAUUGUGUCAUUGGACCCUAUGUUAAUCAUUAUAUUGUGAGUUUCUUACUCGACUCUGUUCUUAAUAUUAAUUUGGGCUACACACCCACCCCCUCCCCCCGGGAAACAAGUAUAUGAACUAAGAAAGUCUCUUCUGCAAAUAUAUGUCUCACACCCCUUGCUAUCUAGAUAAGAAAGACAAGUUGUGUAGCAGGUAUUGCAAAUGGCCUUACAAUGUAAAACCAGAUGAAUGCCUCGUCACACACCGCUACACAUUAAAAUGUUAAUAUAAAAAUAUAGUGAGUGCGGGCAUUCCCCACAAUAUAUUGAAUAAAUAUUAAACAUUUUUAUUCAAAUGCACUUUUAGUUAAAGGAACACACUAACAUUAGGAAAACAAACAUAAAUUCAUAAUGUUAGUGUUUUCUUAACUACCUAGAUUGGGGGGUAGUUGACAUUCUGUACUCCAUGUAUUGUGGACUACAUCUUCUAUAAUGUUUUUACAUCUAUAAUGCAGGCAAAGAAUCAUAGGAUAUGUAGUUCGCAACAUCUGGAGGUUGCCUACACCUGACCUAGAUUAUUGCACCCCCUUAUACAGUAAAAUAGUUUACUAACCCUUAGACCCUAACUGCGGCCGUCAAUCCACCCUUGGCAACUAUCCUCAUCACAGACUCUCAGCCAAUGCAAUGCUUCUCCAUUGGGAAGCAGGGGGGGGGGGGGCCAGUGAACAUGUGCAGAAAUUUGCUCAAUGCGUCUUUAUGGGUAGCAUGAAUACACUAAAGUUGAUCCUACAGAGAUUGCAGGACCCCACCCCGGGACUCUAGUGGCUGUCUGAACGGUGGCCUUAGUAAGUAAUGUAAAAGAAAAAGGAGUGUUUGCAUUGCUGAGCCUCCAGGGACAGUCGCUUUGCACCAGAACCACAACAGUAAGCUGUAGUGAUUCUGGUGUCUAUUUUAAACAAAACUACGAACAGUGGUAUCACAGUAGCUGCUUUAAAACAGCACAUACAUCUUUCUUUUGGCAACAGCUUCUCAUUUACUGAACUGUACAAUAAAUGCAAUCAACAUAUUUACUGGAGUAAGCUUUGUGGUGGAGGGAAGUCACCCUCACAGUAUUUUUGGGUCUUGUGUGUCACUGUCUACUUGAAGUGAAAUGUGGGCCAAAAGCUCAUAACCAUGGGAAAUCUGGAAUUUGCUUAAUUUGAAAAGCCAUUCCAGGACAGCUUUACAUGUGGUUAAAUGUAAAAUUAAAGAGUUACUCUAAGAUCCUUUAACAACUUCCCUUUAGUGGUUCUAAUACCAGAAGUCUCCUGGCAUGGCCUGAAAGUAAUCUGUCAAACCUUUUACCUGUCUUGAUGGGCAGUGGAGGUCCUGCAGUCUUAGCUGGAACUAUAGUGUCACUGAGUGGUUAUGGUGCAUAGAGUUUCCUUUUAAAAACAAUAGUUUUUGUCGCAAAGGUAAUGGUUAACUUAUUUGAAUUCUAGAAUCUGACUUUCUCUCCAAAGUUGCGCAGAUGUAUUAGGCCCUCUAAAGGUGUUUAAAGUACCUUCUUAUUCUACACAACUAGGGUGAGGUUUUGGCUCCCUAGGGUAGAGGUAGGCAACCUUCACAACUCCAGAUGUUGUGGACUACCUCUUCCCUGAUGCUGUGCCAGCAUUACAGCUGCAAGAGCAUUAUGGGAGAUGUAGUCUACAUCUGGAGUGCCGAAGCUUGCUUACCACUGCACUAGAGUCUUUUUCUAGCCUUUAUGAAGAGCCGGGAUACUGCCCAGGUGUAAAGUAAUUGAACCCUUUGAGUACCUGGUUCAUCUGUAUAUAUUCUGCCAAAGUGAGAGUUCCUAUAUAAUCUAUGGUAAACUGUAUGUCUUGGCACACAUGUUUAAUACUCAGGAGCUUGGUAGACAUAGUUUGGAAAUAAGGCUAUCCUAGCUAUAAGAUAAGGCUAGGGACUAAUGAAAGUAUUUCGAAAAUUGGGCAGUCUAGAUGGGCUGAAUGGUUCUUAUCUGCCGUCACAUUCUAUGUUUCUAUGAAAUAAUUAUUCAAUAGCACAAAAGGGUGUGGACAGUAAUAUUUUGGGACCUGCUGCUGCUUGGAGUUUCUCCUCUAUGUAUCCAUAGUGCAGUCCUCGUUAAUUCUUUAUAACUAAAUCCCAGCCCAUAAAUGCAUUGCUACAAAACACAUUUCAAUGAGUGAUUUUCCUGCUAAAUGCAUUCAGUUGUAGGGGUGCAGGUCAAUACAUUCUUUACAAAAUAUAUUUGCUUGAGGCAUAUUUUCUUUGUUUGUGCCCUGUGAAAAAUAAUCGUUGUUGCAAAAUAUUUUCUCAGUUUGGCAAUGCUCCAAUACACAUUUCCUCGAGCAUUCGUAAAAUGUUAAGCUUUCAGUUUCUGAUUAUUCAGUCAGUCUAUAGGGACGUGUGUUUAGUAUAACCUACCACUAUAUAGGGUAAUCAAAUCGUCAGCUGAGAUAAUGAUUGCUUACCUUGAAUGCUCACUGAGCCAAAGAUUUAUGGAGGUGUUACCAUCUGCAGAGUAAGGUUGCGUGUUUAUUAAAGAAAAAUAAAUAAAUGAAAAAUACGUUCCUGAUACAUAACCCAGGAAAACAGGUGGAUGUGACACAUCUUACAAUAUAUUGUCAGAAGAGGAAGGCGGCAGCAUAUAAAUGUUACAUUUUGCAACAAGAUGUGACACAUGCCCAGAAAUGAGGUGACUCUUGCAGCACUAGGUGUGGGUAAUCUAUAAUAAUAUACAGCUACUAGAAAUCUAAUUCUUUUAAACAAUUCGACUUCUAAAAUAAGUAUAAAACACAUACACACGGUGAGUAAUAUAUAAUUCAGCUUCCACAGAGGCAAUUGUCAGCACAAUCAAGCUUCUAAAUAGAAAAUUCUCAGCAGGUAGCAUCGGGAAUGUGUCCAUCGUUGAUUUAUAGAGGGAGCAUAGAUCAAAGCACAUUUUUUAAAACAGUAUUCAGAGUUGUGGAAAUGGGGAAAAGUGUAGUAAUCUAGUUAUUUGAAAAUUGUUAAAGGGAAAAAAACUGUCUAAACACCGAUGUGUAUGUAUAUGCAGUUUGUGUGUGAAUUGGAGAGGGCGUGAUGUAUACUGAGUUUCAGUGUGUAUAUCCAGGGGUGUAUGUUAAGUGUACUCAUCAAGUCUGUGAUGUAAAUGUGUGUGUGUGUGUUGUUUGUAUGUGAAAUGUAGAUUACCAUUUGCAUACAAUUUAUUUAUUUGUAAAAUAAUUUCCUUAAAGAGGUGACCAUUUGACCCACAGCAUGGCACUAUUGUACCUGUCAAUCUUCACUUUGUGGGUCUGAUGGAAGCGGGAUCUACUUGUUAAAUGUCAGUUAAAAAUGAGAAAGAGCUGCCUCCUAGGUAAGAGGUUAAACUGUUUUACAAUGGUUUGGCUUCUUACUAGUGUGCAGUAGUAGUUAUGGUGCUUGGAGUGUUUCUUUAAAACAUUUGAAAGUGUUUAACACUAAUUGAAGAAGGGGGUGAGGGGGAGCAUUCCAGGAGCAGUAACUAAUAACUGAUUAUAGUACCUAGAAUGUCCCAUUAAAUACUUUGAUGUUAUUAUUUAAUACUUAAAGUGUAAUCAAACAGUGAGCUCUGCACUCAUAAGGUUUCAACAUGAUGCAUCUAGUCAGUCACAUCCUCCCUUGUGUUUCUGCCUGACUGCAGUUUUUUCUUUACUGCAUACCAUUGCUGUGACCCCCGUUUACUGAAAUCCUGGCACAUAACAGAUAGUAUCUUGAAAGGGAGCUUCCUGUUCAUAUAAUUACAGCAUGUAUCACUAUGUCCUGCUGCAAUAGUGAAAGUAAAAUCAAAGUAUGGAUUGCAGGUUAAUAACUAUUUGUUUAGUCUAAAAUAAAUUCUAAGAUAGAAACAUAUAAUGUGACUGCAGACAAGAACCAUUUGGCCCAUCUAGUCUGCACAGUUUUCUAAAUACAUUCAUUCCCUGGCCUUAUUUUAUAGCUAGGAUAGCCUUAUCCCUAUCCCAAGAGUUUUUUUGGGGGGGGGGGUUUAAAGUCCAAAUUAUACUUCUAUCUUCAUUACUCUGAAAUGAAAUGUUACAGCUUUGUUUGUUUUUGGAAUCUGUGUUUAUUGAGAGUUUACAAUGAUACAGUCUGCAUUAAAAGAUACAGUGUAAGAAAUGUCAAACAAAGAACACAUUGCAGAGCAACUUGCAGUGUAUAUCAAAAUAACAGGUGCUUUAACUUGGUAGUCUCAUAAUAUUGAGUAGUAGACAAAGGCAACCUGACAAGCCACGGUGACACUCGCAUGUCAAACCAACAAAAAUAUUAAUCUAACCAGCACUGAACGUUGUGUUAACGUCAGCUCAACUCCAGCAAUGCCAGCUCUGUGAAAGUCCUUCAUCACAACAAUGCACCUCACUUUCUUACAAGCGACUUUGUGGAGUCAGUCACUUAUUGCUGUCACCUGAAUUAAGUGACAGAAGGGGGGGGGGGGGAUAAAACUGUGGAAGAGAAACAAAGAGGGGAGGAAGACAAUUAAAAUAGACUAUUAUAAUAUAUAAAUAAUUAUUUCCUUCGUAUCAUAUAUUCCUUGUACCGAAACAUUGCACACUGUAAGCUGCAAUUAACGAGGUGUACAGGGCACCUAAGCCCCAACGCCCUUCCAGUCCACAAGAAAGGAUGAAACCCUAUUGGCUCCUUCCCAUAUUUAGUGAGGUCCGUGGUGUCCUCAGCCAAUGGAACCAAGCAUUCAUGCAUCAAGUGUUUUAUUUUUCGGUAGUAGGGAGUCCAGGCUCAAAGGGGGUGGGGGGGUGGGGGGUCAUCUGUCAAAGGUCAAUUAUACUGUGGCCCUCCACCCAAAAUAGCAGUAUCAUCUGGUAGCUCCACCAGAAAUGCAGGAAUGUUCCUUCAUCACUCAUACGUCGCCAGCAACUAUCUAAGAAGCCAGGGAGUCUAGAAUGGAGAAAGGAGAACGUGCUGUAUCACAGAGAUUAUAUCUUAAAGGAAGUUUCCUGAAUUUUCACAGAGAUUGUCCCAGUAUGCUUUAGUUGAAAGAGUUGUUACCAUUCCUCAUCGGGAAUUGUGCAUUCACUCUUAGCUCUGUAUAGCCCUGCAGUAAUUACCAUUUUGGAAUGGAAUCCUUGAAGAAAAGUGUUAUGACAGCGUAGACCAUCAUUACUGAAGAUGCACAGGACAGUACAGUACACCAUAGCUAGCCUACUGUAUUUUUACAUGGAUCUAGUGGUAAAAUUAAGUAGAAGCAUGAGAAAUACUCUACUCAUACAAUAUAUGGAUUUAAUAUUCCACAUUUGAAGGCUCCCUUAUUCUUUCCUCUGACCUAUAUCUAUAGUAGCCAGACUUUCGAAAUCUCUUCUUUCUGUCUAGUCUGCGGCAAGCUGAUCAACUUUAGCGACUCUUUGUUGUGGUUCAGCUGUUCCUUGGUUCAGCUGUCUCCUUCCCCCACUGAUCUCAGUGGAAUGGAAGGGAGGCAAUUAGAGAAGAGACAGCCAGAAAGAAACAAAGGCAGGCAUGAAGCAAUACACAGGAGCAGAGAACAGCCAUUAUGUUCUGUCUAUCAUACUGUUGACCCUGUGCCUUCUUCUGAGGAUUUAUCUAAUCUUUUGGACCUCGUAACUAACCUCCUGAGCAAAUCUUGACAUUUCUAACAUGUCUGAUGACACCUCUCUAUAAAGUAGAUUUGUGUGCAUUGUAGUAGUUUAUUUUAAUAUGCUAGUUUACACUUUACAGAGACAGUCAAGGCAGUUAAGUUACAAUAACAUAAAUCCUGCUUUAUUUAUUCCCAUGAUGCCUCGCUGCUGUUUUGUUUGCAUAAAAUAUGCAUGCAGUUUUGGCUUCAUUCCUUUAAAAGGAAGUGGUGAAGAAAAAUUUAAAUUGCGUGAAAUCAUGGUUGGUUUUCUGUGGGAGAGUCCAAAGCAACACUCGUGCAAGUAGACCUGUUUGUGUAAUCAAAAACAUCAGAAUUAAAGUAAAUUAAGGGAAUUUCGUCCUUACUAGCACCUCUCAUUCUGCGUCCCGGGGUCACAGCUAGCCUCAUACAGAUUUACGUGUACCUGUGUAUUAAGAACUAAAAAUACCCCCAUUACGGGAGGCUCAAGAACAUUGAAAUUACAAGAGGGUUUAAUUUAAAGGUUAUAGAUUCUCUAUUGUGUUUUUAAUUAGACGUGCCAGCGGGUGAAAUUUGAGAAUUAUUUCUCUGCUGCCUCUUCCAUUAUCUAUACAGAACAGAAUGAACUGGAUUAGGAAAUGUUUGAAGUCUGGAUUGUCACCCCUUAUUUCGUUGGGAGCAUUCUAUUUUUAAGUGAAGCAUGUAAGGACGAUAACGAAACAUAAUUUGUGCUGAAUGUGUCAAAUAGUUUUGGUACGUUUCAGUGUCUUUCUUCUUCAUAUGUGUGGGGUUUUUUUGGGGGGGGAUGAAUUGGCUUUUUAAAUUAUCCUGUUAGAAUGACUCGCAUCAAAGCAGUUGUGGCGCCUCACGAGUAACUUAAACAAUUAUCCGUAUUAAACGGCCAGUCUGACAUAAACAUAAACACUACAUGUUGUUAUUGUAGUAAUGUGCUAGCAGGCUGCCAGCACUGCCUCCAAGUCUGGGUCAGACCAUUUUGAACAUGCUUAGCCUAUCAGUGCAAGUUCAUAAAACUUACUUGGGUAUGGGCUGACUUUUGGUGGUUAUGGUGCUUAGACUGCUCCUUUAACAAUUACUGAUAUUUGUGAAAGGACUUGAAAAUAUAAUCAUGAAUGUUCCUUUUAUUCCUACACUGCUGAACUACAGGGAUAGUGCAAUGAGCAUAAAGCAUUGUAACAUUAUUAUUUAAAUUGUGCCAGCAAAUUCCAUAGCGCUGUGCAAUGGGUAUCAUAACCAUGAUAUUCAGCUGCAUUGAUUAGGGUACUUUGGAGAGUUUUUUUUUUUUUUUUAAACUAAUUUAAUUGUAGAGCACUGUGAGAACAUGUGGUACCAGUUUAAAAGAACUCUGAAGACACCAUAACCACUACAGCUAAAUGUAGUUGUUCAGGGCCAUUAGUCUGUACCUUCAGAAAAGACAGUGUUCACACUGCUGCCCAGCGCCAUCUCUAGUGGCAGUCACUCUAACCACCACUUGAGGGACUUCCUGGGUUUCGGUCCUGCAAAGAUUGGUGCAGAGCGUGAAGACACUGAAUAGCAAUCAUAGAGUUGCAUUGAGUCAAUGCAUCUCUGUGAGGAGACGCUGAUUCGCACAUGUGCACUAGCCACCCAGUCCUUCCUUAUGGGAAUGCAUUGGAUAGGCCGAGAUCGUCAGGAUUUGUUAUCUCAGCCAGCGGAGGCAGGGCGAUCGUGGCAAGACCGCAGCUCUGGUGAAUAAAGUAAAUAGCUUUAUUUUUUUAAGGAAUGGCUGGUAAUCUAAAUAGUUAGCAUAAAAUUAUAGUGUUGUGUUUGUAGUGUUCCUUUGAGCUGCUUUCCCCCAGAUGAACCCUUCCACAUUACAGUUUAAUCUCACUUCAUGUUACUUGAUUCCAGCAAAUAUAAAUUCUGUUCGUACAGACUAAUCUGUGCAGAAUAAAUACUAAGUGGUUUAUAAACUAAACAGGGUAUAUAGUGUGGCUUUGCCUAAAGGGAUUGCUAAAUGUUAUGCAGAAAUCCCUAAUGAUCCAGAGCACAAAGUAUGAGAUCUGUGCCCUUUGAUAUCUCUUCUACUUGAAGCUAUGUGUCGUCAUCAAAAUGAUGACAGUAUACCAAAGUAGCCUUCAAUAUAAGACUUGGCAGAAAGGUUUGAUAAGUGCACACAUCUGGUGCUGCCUUUCUAUUCCUAGGAAAGGUAGGAAAAUUGUAGAGGAACCAUUACCUCGCUAGAGCAACCUGCACCCUGGACAGUUCAUUGGGACGAGUGUACGGAGGAGCUUAAGAUCUCCCCAGCUGAAUCAUGACCAAUAUGCUAAAUUUAACACAUAUUCAUGGAAAAUGGCAAUCUUUUAUUGCAUGAAACGUGAGUGAUACUAUCUGGAUCCACUGACUUUUUUUGAGAUUUGAAACUUUCUGGCCCAGACAGGGGAACCUGGCAAUUUCAUUAGUAUUUCUUCAAAAUUGUAAGUAUUCUGUAAAAAAAAAAUAGAAAGUCCUCAGCAAAGUUUAGUUUCUGUCCACGGGGAUCGUUCCGCCUCUUAAAAAUUGCUUAUGCUGGACCCCACAAGAAUAAAGUGUGUCUGCAAUCAAAGAAAGAUCACUUUUAAGUCGAUUUACGUUUGUAUAAUACAGGUUGAUUUCAGAGCUCAUUCAAGAUGCGUUCAAUCAGCUUGGCCGGUGCUCCCCGAGUUUAGUACUUUAAUCUGUCACACAGCAAAUAACUUUUUGCAGCUGCACAUAAUUAGAUUAUUUGAACCUGAUUCAAAUUGUUUUUGUAUUAUUUUUUUUUUAGAACUCAUCAAUCUCCUGGAACAAAACAUGUUUUUGAUUAGGUGAAAUGAUCUGGAUCCUGGGAAGCCAACAAUAUAUAGCUGUUCAGCUAUUGUUGAAUUCCCUUGAUCCUUCACAAACAUGGGUAUUGGAACCAGGAACAGGCGAAGUUCUACCUGUUGGCUCCACCUGCACUAGAUUAAUGUCCCCUCGAGUACCAAUUCAAUUACAGGCUUCACACGGGUAAUUAUAGUUUAAUGAAUCCUUUACAGAAACGCCACUUGUGUUAAAAUUAAGUUUAAAAGGACCUAUUUCAACCCCAAUGUGAAUUACAGGACUGGCAAAUCAUCCUCACUAUUAACCAGCAACUGUUCAAAAAAGUUUUUAUUUUUUAUUUUUAUUUUUUUUUUUUACCAGGGCUCGAGGGGGGUACACUGCCUUACUGUAUCUCUUGGCAGUGAAAGGGUAGUACUAAGUAGAUCAUAUUUGGUUACCCAAGGGUGAAGCCUAUCCUUCACACCGCAGUCUAAUAUGAUUGGUGUGUCUCUGCCCUGCACCUCCCCCCCCACCCCUCCUUUCCUGGCCAUGUCUGAUUGUGAAACAAAGCAGACCAUUGUGAGUGUUGAUCAGCAUCUGGAGUUUAAUGCAGCAUAAUCACAAUGUGACUGUGGGGUGUAUGCUGGCAGCAGAUAUUUUCAAUUAUGCAAUCCUGGCUAAAAGUAAAGCUUCUUAGUAGUUUUGUAGAGCUUUUUAUGCUACAAAUAAGCCAUAACCAAGAUUUAAGAGGCACCAAGAACAGACAACCAGUUGAUUGCUUAUCCUAUGGGGGGGUACCCACCCAAGGGGUUAAUUUGUGCAGAGAGAGCCUAGUUCUUGCUUGUUAUAGUGAUCGGACCCCUGGGGCUCUGCAAACCUGAUAUGCUGGUAGUGAAAUCCUCUCUUUGCAAAGGGCCAUUAUUUUGGCCUCUGCUUGACCUAACUAGUUUGACAUGUUUGAUUUCCCUCUAGACAGGUCUGUGACUUUAUUACCCGUUAUAAAUAUAAUAAGACGCGUGUUGAAACUACCUAUUGGCAAACCUUACUCUAGGAACAUCCAUUCUAUAUUAUUUAUAAAGCUCCAACAUAUGAUUUAGAUACUAUGCAAACUAUACUACACUAAGUAGCUUGUGCAUUUAUAGCAAAAAAACAUGCAAGCUGUGCAGGUGUCACCUUUCUUAAAACUAUUGAAACUUAGAAGAGAACUAAACAUAGAUGGUAAACGAGCACAGUGUGUAAUGCUGCCCACUCUAAUGGCACACAGUAAGUGGCAAUAUACUAGUGAUAUAAAGUGGGCAUUUUGGUGAUGUUAAAGUUGGAAUCUCUUCCACAGUUGUUUGCAGCUAACCAGGAAUUGAGGCAGGAUCCUAGAGGUUCAUGGCAAACCUCUUUUUAUUAAAACGUCGUGUCUCAUGCUUGAAUCUGUGAAUUCUUCUGUAUAGGACAUUGCACUCCAUGGUUCUGUGCUCAGCGUUCUCUGUUUGUUAUGAUGCUGGGGCAGUUUAGUAGCAGAAUUGUGAGUGAAACACUAAGCUUCCGGUGAUAGUACUCCCCUCAUUCUACCUGUAGCAGUGUCUGCUUCUUGGAAAAGUGAUAUAUUAAUGAUAUCAAGAGGAGCGGCUUGGGGCUGGGGGUGUUUAGUACAACAUUUUGUUUAUUAAAUCUAGAACUAGCCCUUUUAACAUCUGCUCCUAUGUAUAAACCAUAGAGGUUUUUGCAUUUAUUUUUAGGAUACUGUUGCCCUUUAAAGACAGACUAGCACAUGAAAGAUUAUCCUGGGACUUGCUGGUGUGACUUUUGAGUAAAUGAAAGGCAAAUUCUGAUUCACACGAAAAGUAUUUUUGAGAUCACAGACCGGGUUCUUCACAAAAAUGUCAAUUGUGGGGAAUUCAAAGUGAACUUCAAAUUUUAGUCCAAAAUAGGAGAAAUUGAAAUAUAGCAGACUUGUGGAUUUCCCCUCCCCCCCCCCCACCUACCCCCCCUGUUUGUCCAUGCUUAUCAUGGCCUAAAAUGUACUUUUUAAUCCAUUCUUUAGUAAAUAAUAUUUUAUGUAAGAAUUCUGACUCUUCAUUUAGCAACCAGUACAGAUAGACAUUAUUGCUUGUGUGCUACAAAAUUCUAAAACAUUUCCUCUGUAUAGAUGUAAAGUGGCUCUCAUCGUUUUAUUAUGGUACUUGCAAAAAUGAUUGAAAAUAACUUGACUACAUGGUUUUAUUGUGACACUUAAAGGGAUCCUGAUUGGGUUAUUUUUCCAUUUUAUUUUUGUGUAAUGUGUGUGUGUGUUUAAAAAUCAUGCUUUGCAAUGUGAAGUUCUUUGCCUUUUUCUGUUCUCCAUCCUUCUGCCUUGCUUAAUGACAUUGCAAAGUUCAGUAUAGACUGUUGUGUACGUAUAUCACACUGAUAACUAGUUCUUAUGCUGCUGUAAUCUGAUUGCAGCAACUAAAGUCUAUUCGCAUUAAAGGUCAUCUCUAAGAGUUCUUAUGUAGUGUUUUGUGUUUAGAUCUGUGUUCAGUAAUUUUUCAAUGUGUAAAUCUGUUGUGUAUAGACUUUUUAUAUUUUUCUUAAUGAACUAUAUUUUAUAAGGGACCCUUUAAUGAAACCAAUUUACCCCUGCAACAUAUUUUGCUGAUGUCCCUUCUUUCAAUGCAUGUUUCACUUACCUUCAUGCCGUUUAUUAAUUCUUCUACAACUGGCACUUUAUCAACAGACUGCAUGCCAUCACUAUCAUUGGCAUAUUUCUCCUUGCUUGCUUUGCAUGCCUUCUUUCAGUCUUGUCUGUUUCAAACUCAUGUGUGAGCAGCCAAUUAAAGGUGUAGGGAUGGGAAUAAACUGUUCUAUCCCAUUUACCAUGUUGGAUGGCUUGGUUACCUAAAUAAAUUGCGAAAACUCAGCUCUGUUCAGAGUCCAAAUUCUCCCAGCAGCCUAAUCCUCCUUGCUUGACAUCACGCCGGAGGGAGAGGAUGGACUGAGCAGAGGACAUGGGCAGGGUGGGGGGCAUGCCGCCAUUGGCUGUCUGGCACCAGCAUGCUGAUCGUGUUGGCCUCAGACGCCAGUGUUGCACAGGAUUAACAUUGCUCAGCUCAGAACUUUGUUCUGUGUUGGCUAAUGACGCUGCUGGAAGUGAAGGUACAACCACUGGCAGCUAAGGGGCUAAUCUGUGUAGUUGCAAGGGUUGAAAUGCUGCAGACUGAUAGCACCAUCAUUACUUCAAACCAACGAAGUGGUCAUGGUGUUUUGAAUAACCCUUUAAAUGGUACAUUCACAGAGCUCUGUGUAGUAAUUGUCUAUUUCAACCGUAGGUCAUACAGUUUCUAACAACAUUGUGAAAAGUAGCAUAAUUUAUGAAAGUGUCUGUUUUUAUAAAUAUCUAUUUAUACAGCACUGUGUUAAGUCUUAAGCAGCUUUAAUCUUAUUAGGGCCAUUUAUCUGAGCAGUAAUUGUUUUGUUUUUUUACGGGGAAGAAAAUGCAUAUUUGUAAACCUGAAGUAGGCAUAAAGAAAGAGUAAUACAACAAAGAUUAACAAAAUUUCCUUUGUUUUAAUGCUUUUGUUUUACCAGGUUUUAUUUUAGUUUUUUUAAAUAUAUAUAAUUUAUCUUUAUUUAAUUUUUUCAUCCUUUUGAUAUUAAGCAUUGCUUUUCCAAAAAUAAUUUUAAAUCCUAUCCAAGGAGCUUUUAAAAGCACACUGGUAGUGACCCCAUGCAUUAAAUACAUAUAUGGCUUUAUAGUUCAGUCCCAGGUAGAAGUUCCGUUCAUUACAUAGCUUACUUUAAGGAACACUAUAGGGUCAGGAACACAAACAUGUAUUCCUGACCGUAUAGUGUUAAAACCACCAUCUACCCCUCCCUUGCCUCCCUAAAUAUAGUAAAAUCUUACUUGUAUUCAAGUCUGCAGCUGCUGGCUCUGCCCCUGUCUGCUGACAUCACCAGAAGUGGUGUUCUGAGCCAAUAACAAUGCUUCCCCAUACGAUUGGCUGAGACUGUCAAGGAGGAAGAUAGGGGCAAAGCUAGCUUAAGUCAAACACAGCCCUGGCCAGUCAGCAUCUCCUCAUAGAGAUGAAUUGAAUCAAUGCACCUCUAUGAGUAAAGUCCAGUAUCUGCAUGCAGAGAGUGGAGACACUGAAUGUUGUGAUGCACACUAGGCAGGACUGCCCCAGGAAGCACCUCUAGCAGCCAUCUAAGGAGUGGUCAGUAAAGUUGUCACCAGGCUGUAAUGUAAACACUGUAUUUUCUCUAAAAAGACAGUAUUUACUGCAAAAGGCCUGAAUGGAAUGAUUAUACACACCAGAACAAAUCCAAUAAGCUGUAGUUGUUCUGGUGACUAUAAUGUCUCUUUUAAUAGUUUUGUUCCUCCUAUCAGGUGUUCUGCCACUUCUGAUAUUUCGAUAGCCCCAUUUUCAGUUUUGAGAAUAGGAUUGUGCACUACAUUCUCCAAAACGGUCAACUGCAUAAGUUUGCAGCCCUGCUUGGGCUGUGACACUCAAAGGGACUUGCAUAGUGUGCACACGCUGUAUGCAAAAUGUAAGUGGAAACGACGGAAGGUAAUAUUUUUUUUUUGUCUUCAGAGGGAGAUGACCUGCUUUCAGGUAUUGAAGAAAACUUGAAUUACAUUUUGUUUUCUUGUGUUUUGCUCAGACGCAUUUUGUUUUUCCUCAGAGUGGUUUGAGACUUUCGCACAGUACUGCAGUUAUUAAAGGGACGCUGUAAACACUAUAAACAUGUCAUCUCUAUAAAUUGGUUAUAGUGCCUGGAGUCCCCUGGUACAGUCCCUCCAAUCAGUGUAAACACGUUUUUGAGCAAUUUAACACUGAAUAAGGGUAUCUGGCCACCCACAACCCAGCCUCCACCAGAGGUUACACACUUCCUUAGUCAUACCAUUUCAUACAUGUAAAGGGCACUGUGAUAGGCCGGAAGUUGUCAGCUGACACAGCCAAACACGGUCUCCCAUUUUUGCUCACAGAUGCGAUUUCUGCUGGGGACUCUUGUGUAGCAGUUAAAAAUGGUUUAAUGUCAGGGGAAUUCAGACACUAUAACCCCAUCAACGAGAUUAAGCAGAGACUACAAUGCCCCUUUAAAUGAGCAUUCUAAGUACCAUUAACACUUUAGCUCAUUGUGAUUAUCAUGUUUUUUAGACCCUCUUAUCACAUCUUGUCAAGCUGUUUUAAGCACAAAGGUUAUCCCAUCUGCUACUGCUCUACUAAUAUAGAAUUAAACUUUCGCAUUAGUUGUCCAACUUUGGAUGGCAAUUAUAGGCUGAAAGAUAUAGUUCUCUCAGCCUAUUAUUACCCUCCAAAGCUGGACAGUUAAUGUGGAGUUAACAUUUGCAAUAGCUGUACAAAAAGUUUAGGCUCUAAGAACUGAGAAACAUUUGUUUGUUUUGGUUAUGUGUUUGUUUUUUCUUCUUCAAACCUCUCGAAAAUGCUUUUUACACUAAACAAGGAGUUUGCAAUGAGUGUUAUCUCUUAUGGACCUUAGAGUGCUCAUUUAAACAAAUGGUUAAUAUUGGUUAUAGGACAGCCAUCCAAUAGAAAAUGAAGAGUAGGGGCUGCCAUCUUGAAACAGUGAGAUCAUCUCCCACCAUUCAAAGCAGGAGAAGUAGAAUAAAAUUGUAAAAAAAUAAAAUAAAAUUGUAAACCUCCUACGGCUGUAAGCAUCUGGGAGGUUAAUUAUGUAUAUUUUCCAAAACUGUUUUACGACAAGAGACUGUAAAUUUAUAGGGAUAUUCAUAAAAUGCACAGGAAUUCUAUGCAACAGAUCACUUUCGUUUGUAAUAAACCACAAUUUCAAAUGUAAAAUUUAAUUAUUGCCUUAGUGAAAUCACAGCUUAAGAUGGCAGCCUCCUGACUACCUAUGUUUUAACAAAUUAGUAUAGUUGACGAGGUGUGUAAAAAGGCUUUGUCCUAAAAUCAAACACUGUGUAUUAAUGAGACAAAGCCUUUACAGACUGUUCUCUGACACCUUCUCUCCAGACCUCCACCCCCAGCACAUUACUCCAGAUUCACCAGGGUCUCCUUUUGAGAUGAUUGCCAGUGGCCAAGGUUUUGAGUUCAAGGACAUCUCUGGUGACAAACGAACUGUCAUCCCGGAAUUUCCAACAGAAAAUAUUAAGAGAUCCCCGUUUGAUGAACGAACAGAGACUGUCCCAGUCUCUGAUGCUGGAUGCACAAAACCAGGAUUUUCUGUCCACAAUGAAGAGACAUUUGUGCAUUUGGAUUCCACAGUGCAUGCCAAAAAGGCCACUGAGAGUGUAUGUGAUGAUCAGUAUUUUGAAGGUGAACAAUUUCUCGCUGGAGUGGUUUCUCAUCCCCUAUCAGGCAAGAAAGCCAGAAAGGAUCCAGUAGACUUACAGCAAGCUCUGUCAUUUGAUGAAUUUUCUUCUGAAAAAGAAGCAGAAUCCACUUUCGAAACAAAAUGUGAAAUGCGAUGGCCAGAUGCAGAAGAAGAAGUUGACAGUUCUGGUGAGUCUGAUGACACAGUCAUUGAUGCAGGCUGGAGGUUUAAGAAUUCUGGAGCAGAGAGAGGGGAACGCAAUGAAGAUGGCUGGGUGGAGCUCAGUGAAUCACAGAAGUUGGAAAAAUCUGGAUUUUGUGUGCAGGAAAAAAAUAGCAGUACUACCACAGAGCGUGAAAACCUUGUCAAAGGAGAACCCAUAUUUUCAAAUAAACCUGCAUGUCUACCAACUGAUGGCCGCACAGAUGUGUCUAAAACCCCUUUACAGAUCCCAGACUCUCCACAGAGUGAAGCUUUUGUGGACUUGGCAGAAUCAUGCAUGACGUGCCCAUCAAUGGCAUUUGCUCAACGUCCACAAGCAGAGACCUUGGAUGACAAAGUGCAGGAAAAUCUAACCAUUGAAGCACUGCGAUCACUCGCUGCAGGGGACCAGGAGUGGGACUCAGAGAGCAGAGAGUCAUCUCCAGAAAUAUUAUGUCCACUGGCACAGUUGAGCAACACUCAAGAUUUAAUGGCAUCUACUACAGUCCAAAAGGAAUCACUAUGGGGAGGGAACUCUGAUGAAAUUCCAUACCCGAAAGGUAAAAGAGGAUCAAUAUUCGAUGCACAGUUGAACAAUGGCAUGCCACGUGCACCAUGGGCAUGACGCACACUCCGUUGACUUGCUCUGUUCAUGCCAAGGCAUGAAUCAUUGGCAUGCACCGUAGAUGUUGUCACCCAUUGUUGGCAUGCAUUGUAGAUGUCCAGUUAAGCACUGUUGAUGCUACCCAGCAUGCUUCACUCACUAAUGACACUUCUGCCUGUCCUCUACAUGCUCCAGCAAUGCACUGCCAGAUCCUUGCCCUCUCUGCUUUUUUUCCUGCCUUUUAUAAAGGAACAUAUUUGGAUCAGCAUGUGUGCACCUACCCUCCAUGCUGCCCGCUUUUACCCUUUACCUCCUUUAUGCAUGCAGAUGUGUAUAUAUAUUAAUAUUCUUUUAUAUGUAUUUACAGACACAAGGCUGUUGUUGGGAAAUUAAGGAGUAAUAUUAGAGAGUUUGAAUAGUUUUAACUAUGGGGAUAUGCACAGUAAACCUUGCACAUUUCCAAUCCGUUUUUGGGGUUUUUUUUUUGUUUUUUUUAUUUUUUUUAUCCUGGUUCUCUUAAUGUCCUCUUUCAGGUAUAGCCUACAUUGCCAGGAGAAUGGGGCUCUUUGAACAUACAGAACUGUUUGCAAUGUCAGACUUUAAUAUGCAUACCCAAAUGGUGUAAAAAGAAACCCUUUUCAUCUUGCUGUAGUUCUUUGUGUCUAAAGACUGUCCUUUUAUGACCGUUUAUAACUUUUAUAUUUUGGGCAGAAACAUCUGCCUGGAUAUCUGAUUGGCCUCCUUGGCUUUCUUACUCUCUGUUUGCUCCACCGAGCUAACAGUGGUGGCGGGUGCCCUGUGUUGGCGCAUGCCUGCUACAGUUCAAUGGCAAGCAUAGGACAGUUUCAAAUGCGUGCUUGAAGUUGCAGCUCUAGUAUAGAGGCUUCUCAACAACCAGCCUUUGAUUGGUGGCAGCUGGCACAGACUGAAAGUCUGAUCUGGAGAAGAUGGGGAGGGCUAACAAAGGCUUAAGACCUCUUGUGUUUCAAGCCGUUCUCCCGUAUGUGUAAAUUAAAUGUGGCUCCAGUUAACAUGCCAUCAUCCUCAUAUGAUAGACAUCUCCCAUUCAUCUCUGUGGGCGAUCAUUGUAGCUGCACCAUGCAUGCCCCCUUAUACGUGGUGCUCUUACACACACUACACCCACCAGUAGCUUCUUUUCAUUUUGCUUAGUUUGGAUUCGCACUUUCUAUGUAUGCGUGGUAUAAGAGCAACUGUUACUUGUGAGAUCUUUUUUUUUUUUUUUUUACAACCUGCUAACUAAUUAAACAUUCGCUGUCAUUAUGUUUACUAUUUUUCAUUUUUUAAAUUUUUUUUUUUUUUUUCUCAUAUGUGAGUCUGUCAAGGCAUAGUCUUGCAAAUGAUUAGCUUAAUUAGGAUUAGGAUCUCGCCUCUUUACACCCAAAGUUUUUGGAAAUGUGUUCUAUACUUAUCUCCUCGGCACACCUCACUCCCCUAAAUACUUGAGUGGGUUGGUAUGUGUUUUUUGUUUUUUGUUUUUUCCUCUUUAAGUACUAAUAUCAGUCUGUCAUAACAAACGAGUCUUUAAGGAUUCUGUUCUACAAUGGAAAACCCCCACUCAUUUCUCAACAAUGAGGGGUAGAGCUGUGUAUGAAUAGAGGGAUAUUGUAUUCUGAUAUAAGAUCUUUAGGGAGCAGAUUGUGAUAACUCUAAAGAAAGUAAUUGGUUCCUAAGUGGCUCAUAUAAAUUGUGAAACUGUAGCAUUUUAGUUUUGUGUGUGUCGCCUUUAGAAAACAGUAUAUGAAGGAUACAGGAUGAAAAGUAUAAUACGGUAUAAUUCAUACAAUUUAGCAUCCAUCUUAAAGGGACAUUAUAUGCACCAAGACCACUUCAUAUCAUUAAGGUGAUCUGGCUGCGGUGUCCCAGUCAGAAAAACCACUAGAGACAUUUAUUUCCCCCUAACGGAGUUUUACUCCAUGAAAUGACACGUUGCAUGAGGACAUCUAAUGUUUUCUAAAUCCCCAUAGCAAAGCAUUGAUUUCCUGUGCAGAAGCUUUAAUUCAUGUGUGGCACUUGUUGCGCACGCACACUAGGUCCCUCCCAUCACUGUGAUACUGGAGGAGGAGAUAUAGGCAGUGCCCCUGGGGGGCUUUGAUCUGGAAAGAGGUAAAUGUAAAAUAGAGGUUGUGGAACCUAUUAAAUUGGGUACAGGGACACUAUAGCGUUAAGAAUUCAGGCUUGUAUACCUAACACUAUUGUGUUCAUUUAAUUUUAUCUGCAUGCGUAAUCGUAUAUCUCCAAAUGAUAUGUUAUAGACUUUUUGAAUAUUACUAAAUUAGGAUAGGUUUUUUUUUGUUUGUUUUUUUUGUACAUAUGCAGGGUUAUUCAGGUGAGAAUUCAAAUUUAAGGUUAAAAUUGCUGAACCGGAAAAUUUCUCUAAGUUGGCUAUGCUCUUAGUUCAGCUACUUUGGCUUUACAUUUGAAAUUUACUUUGAAUUCUCAGUUGAGUGAAUAACCCUGCUAGUCUCCUAGGUAGGCUAACUUUUCCAGAUUUUAUAAAGUCUUCUCUUUUAAUUUGCUUGUUUCUCUUUGGAAUGAUAAUAUGACAGAGACUCUUAGACAUUUUUAUUAAUUUGUUGUUUUGUUUUUUUAAAUGCAGGUUUUUUUUAUUUUGAGAACGCAGUCAAAACUAAUUUUAAAAAGAAAGUUAACCCUCAAUAUCCCUCAUUUGAAGGUUAUCUAAAGUAUUUGACCUUCCAGUGCCUUGCUACUGACAAAUGUUCAAUCUUCCAGCCAGACAACGAUCUCCCAUCACUUUUAAUUGGAAAAUGAGUGAGCACUUGCUGUCUAAUCUCCUAAAAUUGAGAAAAACAAAUGGCAGCAGCCUCUUGUGCAACCAGUAAUCCCCUGACAAAUGUAAAAAAUGCCAAUCAUGGCAGCAUUCCACAUUGGCUCUUUAGCUUGACUCUGUAAGAGAAGAAGACUGACUGUAAAGUAGUUUCUGUAUUUUAGGGGAAACCAUAACUACUGCAGCUUGCUGUCGUGGUUAUGGUGCCAUGAGUCACCUGCUACUGCCACAGUGUAAUUUGUCAAACUGUUUUAGUAUGGCUUGACAACAUUCAUGGUUCCCGUUGGAUCCCCACGGCUGCAUAUUCUACUUGCAGUCUUCUCCUUUAGAAGAAUCCACGUAGCUUUACCGAUCUGUGCAGGGCUGUGCUCAUUGGCUUCUUGUCAGAUGUAUUGUCUGUGUUUAUCCUGCAGAUGCAAUAGGUCAUUUAGUGCAGUGGUCCCCAACCCAGUCCUCAUGGAUCACCAACAGUCCUGGAUAUACGUAUUUUCAUGUUUUAUUCCAAUAGAGAUACUGACAAAACCUGGACUGUUGGAGAACACCGAUUUAGUGGACCCAAGUAAGUUUUCAACAUGUCCUAAAGUGGUUUGACAAAUUACGCUUGGAUGUAGUCAGUAGACUUUAAUAGUUACACUACAGUUGACUGUUGUGCUUUUGAGUGUUCCUUUAAGCCAAAACCAUCGCACUCGUAUGUUGCAAGAAUUAAAUAUAUUGAUACUGUAUAAACUGCAAUCAUGUCCUAAAAGUGUCCUUAUUUAAAAAAAAAAAAAAAAAAGGAAAUAAAGCACACUUACUGAGUCAUGUUUCUGUUUAUAUAAUGAUGGUUCUCCAUUUGGGAGAAAGUUGCAUACUUUUUGGUUUAGCAGUCAUAAGCUCGUGAUGAUUUUCUCUAGCAGGAAAUGUUUUUUAACGCUUUAGUCAUACAGGGUUCUAAAUGCAGAGGAUUUCCAUCUGAAAUAUAUUUUUAUUUUUGGUAUAUCUGGUUUAGAAUUGAUAGAAUUGGCUUUAUUAUCUUGGUAAGCUUUUAAUGGCUCGUAUUUGUACAUGUAGAAAUUACGGACAAACACAGCAUUUAAAGGGCUACUAUAGGCCAAUGGGAAAGUAUUGUGAUUGGCUGAGAUCAUCACUUCUGAUGAUGUCAGCCAUGGAGGCAGGUGGGGGGGGGGGGCAGAGCCAGCACCAGCAGACUGGAAUAAGGUAAGAUUUUACUAUAUUUAGAGGGUAUGGGGAGGCAGUUUUUGUUUUUGUUUUUUAAGCACUGUACUGUCCCUUUUAGAUGCAAUUAAACAUAGACAAUUAAAUAUGCAGUGCUCUUGUCUGUAGGGCAACAGACAGCCUGGGUCAUCAAAAUAAAAAAAACACGUGUAGCUGACCAGUUGGACCACUUUUAAACAUGCUGUGCUCUCCAUGUUUGUCUGCUGUUUGGGCAUACUCAAUAGUAGAGAAGGAGGCAUACACUUCAGACCAACGUACAUGGGCUACCAUGCAGGACUAGUAUGUAAAUACAAGUGCAGCAACAGGGGCUGUUGAAGUUUCCUCCUACAUAAACCACUUUUGGCAGAGGUUCAAAAAUAGAACACUUACAUUGCGUGUGUCUGUGGGUUCCUCAUUUUGUAUGUGCAAUGCUUUAAAACAGCAAGAAAAGCCUCCAUAUAAAUAUUACAUAGCCAGGUUCUAAGUUUAUUAGCACCAAAUGUCUGUCAUAAGUAAUCCUGCUUGUCCUGGCACAUUGUGUUUUAAUUUUUUUUAAUUUACUGCAUUAUUCACAUUCUACUUAAAGGAACACUAUGGUGUCAGGAAUACAAACAUGCAUUCCUGACACUAUAGUUCUAAAAACACAUUUUAGGCCCCCGGUCUCUAUGUGGCUGGCUCCACUUCCUUGGCUGAGAACAUCAAGUUUGAUCUUAACCAAUGCAAUGCUAUUGCGCAUGUGUGGCAAAACUUCAAGCUGCACCAAUCAGCAUCUCCUCAUAGAGCUGCAUUGAAUCUGAAAAGACAGUGUUUACAUUAAAAUGCUUGCAGGGACAGGAUAUAGACACCAUAACACACUUCCUGCAUGUGACCCACACAGCGUCUUCACAAUUCUUAUAGAUAAAUAAAAAAAAUUAAACUUCCUUUAUUGCACAGUGUGUUUAGUUUAGAAUUUCUCAUCUCCUGCUCUGUUAAUAGCUUGCAGGAUCCUCAUGUGUGCUUAAAUGGUUACUCCAAGCACCAGGACUACUUAAGUGAUUUGAAUUAGCCAUGGUGCCUGGAGUCUGUAUGUGCAUUGUUUUGCUUUGAAACACUGCACAUACGGAGUUUAAUUUUUUUUUUUUUUUCUGGAAUGUCAUUACACAGUCUGGGGCAAAAGAUAAUUCAUUAGCUAAGAGCAGUCAGCUGAAAGGAUUGACACCAAGCUUCUGCAGACCUGAUAAAUACUGCUGUUUACAGAGUUACUUUGUUACACCUACCUUCAUGACCACUUUGACAUUUUGAAAAGGUUAUGGCGGUAAGGGCCUCUAUGUGAAGCGUUUCUGCUUAAGACGCUGUAAAACCAGCAAUAUACUUGCAUAGUAUAGUUAUCUAAGUUUUAAAAAAAAAAGACUCUUAAGUCCAUCAACCCUGAUGCCCUUUCUUUUAUGCGGUUGAUCCAAGAGAAGGCAAAAAAAAUAAAUUUGUAGCCAUUUCCACUUAUGUCACAAAAAGGGGGGAAUCGUUCUUGACUCAAUAUUGGCAAUCAGUAUUCUUCUUGAUUCAACAACUUGUUUGCAAACAUAUCCGUUAUAUCCUUAAUAUUCUGUUAAGCUAAUCCAGUUUUCCAUUCCUCUCACUAGUUGUUGUAGCUCACCACUUUUUCUAGUUCUGCAAUAUUCUUCUAUAAAACAUGUGCCCAGAAUUGCACUCCAUAUUCAAGAUGGGCUGAUACCACUGAUUUAUUAAGCGGCAACAUUAUAUUUUGAUCUCGUGAAUCAAAACCUCUUUUUAUAUAUGAAAGCACUUUACUAGCGUUUACAAUGGCAGACUGGCAUUGCACACUGUUGCCUAGAUUGUUAUAUAUAAUUUAAUUUUAAUGUUGCCCCUAACUCAACCACAACCCUUUUUAAUGUAUAAAUGGCUUGUGGGUUCCUUAUUCCAAAAUGCAUGAACUGGCAUUUAUCUGUAUUGAAUCUCAUCUGCCACUUGCCUGCCCAGUCCCCCAAUUUAUUAAAAUCUUGCUGUAGAAAAGUUAUAUCAUGUUGAGAGUGUAUGUUUAGCUGUAUUAGUCCAGUAGACAAGAUGUCGAAACCAGUAUUGCAGAAUAUGCAAUGAUCCCGCUUUCACUUACUUAAAACAUAGAAUGUGAUGGCAGAACCAUUCGGUCCAACUAGUCUGCCCAAUUUUCUAAAUACUUUCAUUAGUCCCUGGCCUUAUCUUAUAGUUAGGAUAGCCUUAUGCCUAUCCCACGCAUGCUUAGACUCCUUCACUGUGUUAACCUCUAUUACUUCAACUGGAAGGCUAUUCCAUGCAUCCACCACCCUCUCAGUAAAGUAAUACUUCCUGAUAUUAUUUUUAAACCUUUGCCCCUCUAAUUUAAGACACUGUCCUCUUGUUGUAGUAGUUUUUCUUCUUUUAAAUAUAGUCUCCUCCUUUACUGUGUUGAUUCCCUUUAUGUAUUCAAUAAAUAAAAUAAGACUUGUAAAAAUUCAAUUCUUAAAAUACAAACUUUUCGACAGUUUUCCUUUCUUCCUCAUUUCUGAAGUAAACUAUGAUCAAUUUGAUAGUUUGACACUUCAAGUGUCAAACUCUGUCAUCUUGAUCAGUAUUGAUUAGGGCAACCAGCAUAGCACAUUUACUCAUCCAGUUCCAUUUCUGGAGUGUACCAAUUAUAAGGAUAUUUUACAGACUCUAGAUGAGCGAUCGCCUACUUCUAUCAGUCCGUUGUAACCUUUUACAGACUCUAGACUGUGUCAGUGUUUGCUUCUUCCAACUCUGUGAUGACCUACCUUGAUUGGGCAUUUCUACAAAAUCAUAGAUUCUAGAUCAGAGAAGGCCCUCUUUGAUCAGUGAUGUCUAAACUUUAACAGACUCUUCCUUUAUGUUAUGCAAAGCUGUGCACACGGUCUACUAGCAAGCCAUGACCACUGCAGUAAAGAAAAUUGCUAAGCUACUUAUAACUUGCUUGUGCAAAAAUAGGAUAUCUUGAAAAUUUGACCUGCUGGUAGGUCACGAAGAAAGCUUUGAAGAUCACUGUAUCAGGCUUCAGCCAACCCUUGGUUCUCAGCACUAUAAACACACAGCUUAGUAACAAGAGUUCAUUUGAGGUUUCAAUUUUUUGUCUAUGUACAGAGAUAAAAUUCACAGAAUCAAAGUGUUGAAUAAGAUUGUCUAUCUAGAUUAAAGAAAACCGGGUUCCUUUGGGCAGACUGUGUCGUGCUCUCUUUUUUCCUUAUACAAUUGUCCACAAAACUGCAGAACCUGUUUCAAUACUAAAUAUUACUAGCAGUGUAACAUGUUUUGAAAAUAGAAAAACAGGGGCAAAAAUGAAUAAAUGUUAAUGGGUUAUUUAAAUUGCAUUAGUUUAUUUGCCCAAUGCACCGAGAGGCAGGUAACCAAUACGAAUACUGUCCAAAAUUGAAUUAUUCAAACAUUUCAUAGAUUUUUCAUUGUAAUAAAUGAAAUAUGACACAUGCCCAUCUCUCAAAUCCUCUACAUUUACAUGUAGAGCACAUGAAUUCAUAAUGCCGAUUGCAAUUUGCAUAAUGCUAUUAAUUGAAUAAUCAUCGAAACACCAAUGGCUGCACUAGUAAUUGUGUCACCUACCUUUUAUUGAUUGCAAACUCUCCAGCAUGCAGUGCAAUUCAAGUUUACAAUGCAUGAUAUGGCAUGAACAUUACAACCCUCUCUGUGUGGCUGAGUAGUGGGCAAAGUUAAAAAUAAAAUCUCAAAAUUUAGGUAUAUGUAAUGUAGAUACAAAACAUCCCUUACAUUGUAAACCUGGAAGGUUGUUGGUUUACAUGAAUUAUAGCCAAAGUACAAUGAAAAGGUCUGGCACUACUUCAAUCUGUGCCCAAAUAAAAGGAACUUGAAUAGGAGUGCCAGACUUUUUCAUUUUCUUUUAGCUAUAUAAAUUAACUCCCUGCAGUAAAGCGAGUGCUUUCUUUUGUUUAUGCCACAUAAAUUAUAAAACAUGUGAUCAAUUUCAAAUUCUAAGCAGAGCAUAUUAGGUAAAAUGUGUUAACACAUGAAUGUUAGUAAUGUGCAAAAAAAAAUAAUUUAAUCCUUGAUUGAAUUAAACAAAGUACAUUAAUAAAAGUCUUUAUUAUUAUUAUUAUUAUUGUAGAUGUUUUGAGAGGCUGUCCAUACACUGCUUGGUAUAUAAUGCAAAUCAUUAUGACCUCCAUGGUGUUAUUGGCCUGACACUCGUACAGUAUCAUGGAAGGGAGCUGAGUGUAGCUGGCUGAUCACUAUAAGUUGGUGGUGUAGCACCCAGAAGUACUGUGCAAGUGUUUUGGACUUGCCAAUACUGCACUCAUCACCCACAAACACACACUUAAGUAUUGUUUAUUAGGGUGAAAGUAAGGGAAGCUUGUCCUAUUUGCAGUCACUGUUUACCUUUUAAUAUGCUACAGGAGUGACAUAUUUAACUGAUUCAUAGUCCUAUAAAAAGUGUAGUAUGUGCUCAUAAAUGUGUAUUUUAACUUCCCCACUUUUAACUACAAAUUUGUAAAAUAUUAAAUUUGGGCUUUGCUUCUCUGGGCCUGAACACAUACAAAACACCUACCAUUAAUGUAACACAAACCUGUAUUCCUGACCCAAAAACCACCAUCUUGCCUGCUCCCCCUGCUUUGCCCCCCUAAAUAUAGUAAAAUCUUACUUAUAUUCAAGUCUGUAGCUGCUGGCUCUGCCCCUGAUCUGCCUGCUUGGCUAACCUCAUCAGAAGUGGUCUGAGCCAUUCACAAAGGAUUCCCCAUAGGAUUGGCUGAGACUGUCAAGGAGGCAGAUCGGGGGAGAGCCAGCACAAGUCAAACACCGCCCUGGCCAAUCAGCAUCUCCUCAUACAGAUGCACUGAAUCAUUGCAUCUCUAUGAGGAAAGUUCAGUGUCUGCAUGCAGAAAGCACUUCUAAUAGCCGUCUGAGGAGUGACCAGGGGAGUUAUAACUGGGCUGUAAUGUAAACAUUGCAUUUUCUCUGAAAAGACCGUGUUUACAGCAAAAAGCCUGAAGGGAAUGAUUCCACUCAACAGAACAAAUAGAAUAAGCUGUAGUUGUUCUGGUGACAAUAGUGUCCUUUUUAAUAUAUACAAUGGCACAGUGGUUAAAUAUUAGAGAAAUUCUAACUGCCCUUCGAGCAUCAAAUAUGUUUGUGUUUAUGCAUCAAAUAGUUUUGAAGAAGUACUUCUUAGUAUUUGUGGAAUUCACGUACACAUUAAAGUACAUUUUACACAGCUGCAUAUUUAUUAAUUUUCAGAUAUAAAAUUGCUGACUGUUUUUUCUUCCUCUUCUCAGUUCGGGACUUGCUCUUCUGGCGGGAUGUAAAGAAGUCUGGAUUGGUUUUUGGGGUGACAAUGGUAUUGCUUCUGUCACUAGCAGCCUUCAGCAUUAUCAGCGUCAUUUCCUACCUCAUCCUGUCCCUUCUGACAGUGACGAUCAGCUAUCGUAUCUACAAGUCUGUAAUGCAAGCUGUCCAGAAAUCCGAUGAUGGCCACCCUUUCAAGUGAGUAGGUGAAAACUCACACUAGUAAGCCCCUAACCAGUCUCAGCCCUCUCCUUAUUAUCAAUGUAAGUGCUGGGAGUUUCCCAUGAACUGCUGCUCGGUAGGGUUUGUUGGGUAUAUAGUUUAACAUUCAGCAUCUAUGUCUUCAUGAAAAUAUUUUGGGAAAAACUAAUACACAAGUUGUCCCUGCUUCUAGCACUGUGCUAAAAUAGCUCUAUUUGGGGGAGGAUGUGGAUCAGGGGCUCAACUCUGUUAUUGGAAUUGGUGUUAAUUGUUGUAUCACAUAUCCAAAAACAAAAUAACACCUACUGAUCGAUGGUAUUUAUUCAGCGUGUCUGUUGAUGUCAGUCUUUGAGAGAGUAUGUCAGAGAAGAUAGGAACUAGGACUGCAUGCACUCUCUGUAUUUACAUGCCAUUCAAGUGCUUAUGCAACCAGGGGGAAAUGGAAGGUCUAGUGGGUGUGAUGGGGGAAGGGACCAUAACCUACAUUGCUUCCGUUUUCUAUUUUGAAGAAACUGUUUGAAUUACAAGCAACAGAUGGAAGGAGGACAGACACAUGAGAAUCUUUAAUGGAUCUGUGUGGGAAGAAAAGGCAUGACUUACUAGGUUACUGAAAAGUAUUUGAAAUUGUUGAUGUAUGUUUAAUUUGCAGAGAUUUGCUAGAAAAGGAUAUCACUCUGUCAUCUGACUCCAUCCAGAAGAAAAUCAAUGCAUCUCUCGCUCACAUCAAUCGGGCCUCAAAACAUAUUGUUCGCCUCUUUCUUGUGGAAGACCUUAUAGAUUCUCUCAAGGUGACUGUGAUACAAUGUAUGGUAGAAGAGAAGUCUCAUGAUUGGAAAUAGGGAAUUAUUCUAGCUAGGAGGAUGGUCUCUUGGCACGGUACAGGACACAGCAGUUUUAAAAGCUCUAUGUUGCACAGAUGCAUAGUUUUAAACAGUCUACUGUACUUAAAUUUACCUUAAUAAAGGAGUAAUAGAAUAAAACAAAGAAAAAGUGUACCUAUGAGGGAACUAGGAAAAUGGUAUAGUGUAUACAUGGUAGAGUAUCACUUCUAGGGUAGCCAGUCUCCUUCCAGACUAAGUACUAAACUAUAAUCUCAAAUUACUAAAAAAAUAAAAAAAAUAAAAAAUACAAUUUUAUUAAAUCCAAUUACUGAAAACUCAAUAUGUGCUAGCACGUAAAAGUGCUCAAAGUGCUCAUGUACAUAAAUAGGUGCGAUGACUGCAAGUAUAUAUGAUAAAUAGUAUUAUUAAUUCUGUAGUAACACCCAGUGUGUGUCAAAGUGUGGUUACCACUCCAAUAAGGCUAAUAAACACUAGGUAGCACCAUACAAAGAAAUUCCAAGGUAAUUCUAUCCAUAAUGCUUGCUAGGGAGUAAUGAUGUGUACCGAAACCAUAAAGCAUAAUCUGGUAUCAGCCAUAGAUGUUUGUAUGCUGAUAUUAAAUGCAAAACGCUGGAAAAAUACCUAGCCGGAAUGCUGAAUAUAUAAUGGAGUACUCAAUGCUACACGGGUAAGGCUUAUAUUUGAAAUCAAGUUAAUAUCGUUGUGGUGCCAAAUUAUGCGCAAUGGGCCGAAUGGUUCUUAUCUGCCGUCGCAUUCUAUGUUUCUAUAGGCUAGGGACUAAUGAAAGUAUUUAGAAAAUUGGGCAGACUAGAUGGGCCGAAUGGUUCUCAUCUGCUGUCACAUUCUAUGUUUCUAUGUAAGCCCACAGAUAUCUUGCAGUGUUCCGUACCAGGGAAUUUAUGCUGUUGAGGUAGCGCUUGUAGCAAUUCAGACACAGUGUAGGCAUCACAUUUGUAGCUAGAUUAGCUCCGAAACUGUGGUAAGGGUAACCAUGAGAUACGAUAAAUUAACCCCCUGUGCCUUCGUACACACUAAACUCCUCUAUCUAUACACCUUGUAAUUGCAAUUCUCUACGAGUAUUCUUUCUGACAGUAACAGACUGUUCAGUGUAUCAUCUCCCUUGGCUAGCGAUUUUCCUCUUAUAUUGAGCAUAUUGUAGGUGUAUGUGUCAUACGCUGACAGCGUAUUUGAUACCUGCUGUCCUCUUUCUCCGGAGGGGGAGAUAGUGUUUAGUGCCUAACACUGCAAGAUAUUUGUGGGCUUAUGCUUAAUUUGGCACCACAACAAUAUUAACUUGAUUUCAAAUAUAAGCCUUACCCGUGUAGCGUUGAGUACUCCAUUAUAUAUUCAGCAUUCCGGCUAGGUAUUUUUCCAGCGUUUUGCAUUUAAUAUCAGCAUACAAACAUCUAUGGCUGAUACCAGAUUAUGCUUUAUGGUUUCGGUACACGCCAUUACCUCCUAGCAACCAUUAUGGAUAGAAUUACCUUGGACUUUCUUUGUAUGGUGCUACCUAGUGUUUAUUAGCCUUAUUGGAGUGCUAACCACACUUUGACACACACUGGGUGUUACUACAGAAUUAAUAAUACUAUUUAUCAUAUAUACUUGCAGUCAUCGCACCUAUUUAUGUACAUGAGCACUUUUAAGUGCCAGCACAUAUUGAGUUUUCAGUAUAUUGAUUUAAUAAAAUAAAAAUUAUUUUUAGUAAUUUGAGAUUAUGGUUUAGUACUUAGUCUGGAAGGACUCUGGCUACCCUAGAAGUGAUACUCUACCAUUUUCAUAGUUCCCUCAUAGGUACACUUUUUCUUUGUUUUAUUCUAUUUUUUGGGGGAAACAACAAACAACACUUAACUACUGUGACAUAAAUAAGGUUUUAUUUUAAAAUAUUUCAGACAGGAUCUAAAAUUAUACAAUGAAACACCUUAUAAUCUUUAAAACCAUGUACCCCCAAUAUAUUACUUUAAAUAUGAACUCAGCAACAGUCUAUAUACUUUUAAAAUGUUUAGAUUGUGUUUUCUGGUUGUGAGUUAACGACCAGAGUAGACUUUUCCUACAUUAAGUAUGUUUUGCCAGACUGGUUCUUCUGUACAUCAACCAGUUACAGCAUUCUCCUUGCAAACAAGUCUUAGAAUAAUGUGACUCAGCAAAGAACAUGGUAGGAAGAAAGAUACAUAAGGCAAAACGAGCAUUAAAAAGUCAUUACGUGCAAGUGUGCCACUGACGCUUGUAAUAAUAUCAAUGUAUUAUAUUAAUUGAUUGUGUCCAAGUCACUUUCUGCAGCAGAGCUAGGAUUUUUGGAGUGCGUUUUCUCUCUCAUGCUGUAUUGUUUAUCUUUUCUCAGCUGGCCCUUCUUAUGUGGCUGAUGACCUAUGUAGGAGCUGUAUUUAACGGGAUCACUCUGCUCAUUCUUGGUAAGUGCUCUCUAACAGAUGUGCAGACCUGUCUGACACUUACAUUGAGCUGGGAGUUGAUUUUUAACCAGUGUUAAUUUUGUUUUAGUCUUUGUCAUAGUCUUUUGACUUAGAUGCCAUUUUGUUUUAGUCAUUUGAAUUGUUAGUUUGUCAACUAAAAAUCUAAUUAGUUUAGUUAAAGUUUAAUGCAUUAUUUCAGCAUUUCUUUAAAAUUUCCAAACCACUUGGGUCUGCCUACAUCUGCAUGAAGACUCCUUCCACAUCAGGAUGAGACACUCCAUAUUGUGCAUAUGGUGUACACAUUCACUAUAGAUAAAGCUGAUAUUUAGAAAACCAAAAUAAGUCUUCCAAGCUGCUCGAUUGACAGACCAAGUGGGCUGUCUUUAGCGGCAGCAGUUUUUUUGCUAAUCAUUGCCAUCAAUAAUUCUCUGUAAUCAGAAUGGGCUCAGGGUGCCCUAAGUACCACACACUUUGCAAUAAUGGAAAGUACUUAUGAUGCUUAGACUUUCCUUUUAACAGUAAUAAGAAGCUACUUAUACAGCACUCUUUAAUCCAAGGUUUUUUUUCGAAGCACUCAGCGCACAUUCUAAUUUUAAACAAACCAGAAGCUAAUAAAUAGAUGUUACCAUUAGCAAACUUAGUAAUGCUUAUAUUAUUGAUCUCCGAAAUUAAUGUGGUCCAGCAGGCCAUAAAAGCUACAAGUCUUCUGGUGGAAUAUAUUUUAGCAAACCCUGCAGUUUAAGGGUCAAUUAAGCAGCAUAAUGACUACAGCUUGUUCUACUCGUUUGGGGCAAGGAGUUUUUGGGCACUGUCCUUUCAAACCAAGUCAUUUAGCAAAACUGGGCUCUCCCGUCAUCCAAAGCGCAAGGGUGAGUGAAACUGCUAGAUCCAGGUUAGCUCAGCACUGCUAGCCUGCCAUUGCUACCCUAGGUUGAGUGACUAAUGUGGAAACAAUUUUUACAGCACAGGAGCUGGGGCUUUAGGAACGAACUCCUAACAUUUUGACAGGUGGUAUUAGUAUUUUUUAUACAAAUGAGUUGCCAUGGCAAUCAUGGUAUACGUUCUUUACUUGCGUUCAGUAAGGAGAUAAUGCAUUUUUGCUUCAUGCAGAAAAUUUUGAUUUUAAUUAAUGUAUUUAAAUUUUCACUAAUUUAGAAGUCCGUUAUAUUUUAAAUUUUUAUGUCUGGUCAGUGUUAGAUAAAUUAAUUUUGAAACUGUGAUAGAUAUACUUAGCAUGCAAUUUCCUUUAUAGAAUAUAUUGUUUUAUUCCUCAAAGUCUGUAUAUAUGCUGAUGGAGUUACACCCAGGCCAACCCACGGUGUAUCAAGACCAUUAAUUUCCUAUGCUAUAUUCAGUUGCGUAGCCUGGAAAAAAAAAAGGUCAGCUUUAGGAAGGUAUAAACAUUUUAUUUUUACAUUGUGCUUGUGACAUGGUCAGAAAAUGUAAACAUACCAAAUUAUAUGUAUAUACCCAAUGCUUGUUUCUAUCUCUUUCAAGGGUCCACUUUCAAGGGUCCACUGCAGUGGAUCCAAGCAGAGUUUAACACAAAAAAAAAAAAAAAAAGGUUUCCUAAUUUGGACAAAGUAACAUAAAAAAAAACUGCAACCCUACUUCUAAAGUUUUUCAUUUGUGCAAUAGUAAUGUCAAUUUAAUCUGUGUAGGGACACCUUUAACCAAUCAAUGCUGUCAGAUUUGGACAAAAUUACCCAUACCCUGGGCAGUUGUCAAUCACAUGAAAAACUCCCUACAGUGUUGUUUUAAUGUUGUGCUUUAAGAAUAGUAGUGGCAGUACUUUAUAGAACUCCAUGAUCUUUACUCAGAAUUUCUACUCAAAACUUGCAUACUGUUUUCUUAUUUAUUUAUUUUUAUAUUUGCUUUUUAGGAGUGCUGGUUGCUUUUACUGCCCCCCUGGUCUAUGAGAAAUAUAAGGUAAUUUAUCAUUUGCCUUUUAACACAAGCCCACAUCCCUCUGUUUCCCUGUUGUCUGCAACACGCUUCAUUAUAAAAUCCAAUGAUGUACACCGUUAAAAAAUUAUACACUAUAACCAUAUAAUUAUAUUUUAGGAGGAAAUUUUAAGGUAAUAAAAAAAAAAAAGAAAACAGGGCUGUCCAUUACAAGCUGCACUGAAAAUGCAAAAACUAGACAACGUUUCAAGUGUAUAUCCAUCCAACCUGGGACCUCAAAAAAAGCCUGACCCACCCCCACGCACUUUCUGUCUUUUCUCAUUAAGUGAACAUCUGCAUUUUCAAUGUGGCUGCUGAAGGGUCAGUCUAUGGGUGAUGUAGAGUUCAAAUUAUGCAGACAGCGCCUGUUACUGCAACUCACUGCUCCCAUAAAGAGGCAGAUAGAUUGAAUAUAGAGAAUCUACACAGGAACUUUACCAAGGUUGUCUAUACAGAGUUCAUAAGAAAACAGAUAGCAGCCGCAAUGAGAGAACGUGCGCUACCCGACCACAGUUUCACCAAAUCUACUUCCAAGUAGUACUUCCCGUCCUAAGUGUAAUCAGCUGUUAGAUGGCAAGGAGGUUUAAUAAUUUAUCUGCCAACUUAGCAAUGUGAUUUUUUUUUUAAAUUUUAUAUAUAUAUAUAUAUAUUUUUUUUUUUUACUAUUAUUAAAUAAGGAGUUUAGAAUUAUGCAACUUUAAGCAAUGCAUUUGUAAUGAGAGAACAAAGAUUACUGUGUCUGCAAUAAAGCACAAUCAGCAAGGAAAAAGUCUGAUUUCCCCCUCCCAAUUCCUUCCCCAAAUCAUAUGUUCUCACACAUCCUUUCAUAGUGCAAACUAUUCCUCGUUCUUCCAUUAUUUUCAUAUAUUUCACCCUUACGAUUUCCUCAAUCUUGCUAAAACACACACAUUCCCUUCACCUCUCCUCAUUUUAACUUUUAUUUUAUUUGUUUCCAGGUACAAAUUGAUCAUUAUGUAUCCCUGGUACACAAUCAAGUAAAAUCCAUAACCGAAAAGUAAGUACCAGAUGGCUAUCAGGAAUAAAACCAGGUUCUGGGAGUGGAUAGGAUAAGGGGUUGAAUGAUAAAGCUGUGAGUGCAGUGACUGAGCGGGUAUGCUUUAGUAUCCUGAUCUCACUAGCCAUUUAUAAUAAUAGUGUCUAACAAAAUAUCCUUUCAUUUUUCCCGGCAGGAUCCAAGCCAAGCUCCCAGGAGCACUGAAGAAGAAAACCGAGUGAAGAAGCAAGAUUGGGGGGGAGGGUUGGGAGGGUAAUAAUGAAGUGUAAACACUGGCUAUGCCAUAUCUUGUUUCUGGUCACAGGAUUCCUUGUAUUGUAUAGAUAUAUAUAUAUAUGGUUCCUUUCUGGCAGGAAAAGAAAUGGUUGUCCGCACCUGUGUCCUUGUACAGUCAUGCUUCUCUAAACACUGGAUAGCUGUGGAGGGACCCAGUAAAACACACAGCUCUCCAUCUGUCACUAUUUAAUCACUGUCAUUCCAUGCUCCUCCACUACUGAUCAAGGGUGCGUGUGCCCAUCUUUCAGACUCCUUCACCCUCAGCUCCAACACCUUUUGGACUUACUUGAUCUUUUCCCCUCUUAUUCAAAUAUCCCUUAUACCUGUCCUACUCUUAUUUCUCUACUUUAGAUCUCUGAUGGGUUCAUCUAUCUUCAAAGCCCAGCCUUACUGCAUUAUCUCCUGUCUAAUCUUCCAAAUAGUCUCUUAUUUUCUUGUGUUCUUCAGCAGAAGCUAACAUACUCCCUUAUAACCGCCACCAAAACCCGUCUCUUCCCCACUGUCUACAAAUCCUGCAUAAGAACAUGGUCUGUCCUUUAGUCAUCGCACUGUUGGCCUGAGUUAUAUGUCUGGUAAAUGCUACCAGAGUAAAGUCAGUCAAGCAACAAAACAAAAAUAUCUAGUAUUAAUUUAUAAUUCACUUUUAUUUUGUACACACAAUCAAUACUGGACCCAUGGAGUAAAUACAUUUUUAUGUACAUUGUUACUAGUGCGUUGCCAGGUGUUACACUUCGAAGGACUCUACGUUCUGUAUGCCACCUCACCCCUUCUGUUUCAGAUUCAUCAUUCCCUUCCUUACCCUCUCCCGUACGCAUCAGGAGAAAUGCAGUAUCGUCAACUCACUGCUAAACGCCGAACAUUAUCCCUUUCUUAGGUUUGCAUUUAAAUGCAACUUAAUUUAAAAAAAAAUAAUAAUAAAUCUGCCCUCAAAUAGAACAAAUAGUUACAUUUGUAGAACACGCAACAUGUGACCGCACUAUGUAAAGUUUAGUGAAUGCUCUUAUUAAUUUAAAGAGAGGAUCAGGGAUUAAGUCUAUUUGCAUAACAAGCUAAUAGUGUCUCCUCCUAGUUGUCCAUAAUUUUAUGUCAAAAAGUAUAAAGUGACUACCAACAGUCUAAUAAGGAUCUCUCUAUGUUUAAAUGAAAAAUUAAGUUGUACAUUUGAGUUAGGAAUAUACUCCUGUCAUUUACCCUGCACCAGGGGUGGGAUGUUUUUAUUAAUGUGAUUUGUGUUGCACUGAGCUUCUAAUUAUUCACUGUGUAUCAAUGCUGUUUAAAAGCUAAGGCUUUACGAUUAUUUUAAGAGUGAAAGUGAUGCAGCUAACUAAGUAUUCAAUAAUACAACCAUAAACCAGCUCCUUAGUACAGAAACAAAAGGUCUGCUUUUAUUUUAUGGGUGUCAGAAAAAAACACUAUUUUUGUUUUGUUUUGUUUCUGCAAGUUGGUAGAACAAAAUUCUCUGUAUAUUGCAAAUACAUGUGGUAUUAAAAGGAGUAGGACAUGUACAUGUGGUCUUCUUUUCUGUGUACCAUCUGGACAGGAAAUUGGCAUUCUUGCAAAAAGGGUGGCAGAUGAGGCUAUACCUACCACCUAGACAUCCAGAGACCUAGGACAUAACUAACAACGGAAUUCUUGACUCUAUACAGGGGGGGCGGCGGUGGUGCCUGCUCAGUACCAUAAGCACUACAGCACACUGCUGGGUUUCUUUAAACUAGAUUUCGGGGGAUGGGGGGGGGAGUUGCCCUAAACAUAAAUGUGAUUUAACAUAUAUAUGUGCAUUUGUUUGAUGAAAACUCCUAAAGUAGGAAUUGUGGGGAAUUAAAAGUGACCUUAAAGAAACAAUCCAAGCACCAUAACACUAGAGCCCUCCCAGAGUGAUUUGUCAAGUCACUUUAGAACAGUUUGGCAGCUUACUUGGGUCCUAUUGAACAGCCACAGUUCUCCACCCAUAUCCUUUUUGAAAGAGAAUCUGGUUACCUCCAUUGAGCUUAGCAUGACCAUGUUCCUUGGAAAGUUAGCUGAGCACGGUACUGUAUCUGACCUGCAGAGAACAAUGUUAUACGGCACAGAUGGCGGGCAUACCCAAGAUAGAUAUCAAACCGUUCUAAAGCUGUUUUACAGAUUACUGUGGGAGGCUGUCAGAAUGGUGCUAUAACCAUUACAGCAAGACUUAUCAGUUGUGGUAUUUGGAGCAUUCCUUUAAAAUGUUAGGCCAAAAUAGUUGUCUUGGAAAUCUAGAUUAAUAGGAGAAAUAUUUGAAUUCUGAAAUUCAAAGCUAAUGUGGCCUAAAAUUUUAAACUCACUUUUUAAAUAUUUGUGAAUAUAGCUGUUAAAGUAAUCAUGUAGUUAUCCAUAGAGUGCUGUGAGUAUGGUAAUUUAUUAAAAGGAA
Molecule: messenger RNA, 36412 nt
Organism: Pelobates cultripes (western spadefoot toad)
Lineage: Eukaryota; Metazoa; Chordata; Amphibia; Anura; Pelobatidae
Source: the annotation of a GenBank genome assembly